Molecule: messenger RNA, 1665 nt
Organism: Cylicocyclus nassatus
Lineage: Eukaryota; Metazoa; Nematoda; Chromadorea; Rhabditida; Strongylidae
Source: the annotation of a GenBank genome assembly
AACCUUCUUUUUAUAAAAUUUCUUGGGAGGUGAUCCUAUACCUUUACCGUCUAAAACUAGAGAUUCAGAUUGACUUGCAUAAAUUCGUCCGAUUUUCGGGCGUGUCUCUCACUAACUGCCCAUGUGUACAAUGGUACAACGCCGAGAUUUUCGGCUGAAGCUGCGAUGAACCUCAUGGUGACCGCAUCGUUUUUGCAAAUGAAUUCAUUAAUGGAAGAAUUAAGUAAUACGGUAGUUAAUUGUGUGCACCCGUUAAACCGAUUAGCUGCAUAUAGAAAAGCUACUAUACGAAACGCACGAUUAGCGCAGAAGUUGUGGACUAGCAUAAUCAAAGAGUUUCGAUUGCACAUGAGUUCCGGAGAUUAUGAACGAAUGACGGAGUGCGAAAUCUUAGAAGCAUUAGCCGACGAAAGAUUAGAUGUCGGUAGCAAAGAAGAAGAAUCAUUGAUAACAAAUUGGAUUUUGAAAAACCCAAAGAAUAACGAACGUAUGAUAAAAUUAAAAGCUGACGGACUUCUGCGCAAAGGAACAGACUGUCGAUUAGGCCCAGUUGUCCGAGAUAGGAUACCUAGGGAAAUAAUAUUAGCUAUAGGUGGCUGGAGCACCGGCGGGCCAUCCGAUAUCGUUGAAGUGUUUAAUCCAAGAUCUCAUAGUUGGGUGUUACCAGACUCAAAGAUAAGAGAAAUUCCACGCGCUUAUCAUGGAGCGGUGUUGUGUAAUGAAAAAAUGAUUAUCUUUGGAGGCUUCAAUGGCAGAGAAUACUUUCAGCAUGCAAAACUCUUUGAUUUGAAUAAAAAGAAUUGGGAAUAUGUGACGAAUAUGCAUGAUAGAAGAUGUUACGUUGCCGCCACUUCAUUCAUAGAUCCCAAUGGUAAAUAUCACGUUGUGGCUAUAGGAGGAUACAACGGCUUUCGAAGACUAAACUCGGGCGAGAUUUUGAAUCUCGAGAAGAAUCAUUGGUACCAUCUCCCAUUCAUGGCAAAGCAAAGAUCUGAUGCCGGUGCUGUUGUUUUAGCAGGCAGGCCCACGAUAAUUGGAGGAUUCGACGGAAGACUAAUACACAAUGAUAUUGAGAUGCUCGAUUUCGAAUCGCAGUCAUGGCUAACCGGUUCAUCAGUAAUGCGCUCGGUUCGGACAGGAGUGUCUGCCGUGACAUACGACACGAAUGCUGUGAUUGUCGUUGGCGGUUUCAAUGGUGUGCGACGUCUGAAAAGUACGGAAUUUUACGAUCACCGAGUUGGUCUAUGGUAUCCGUUGCCUGAUAUGGAGAUUACUAGAUCAAAUUUUGGUAUAGAAAGUAUGAACGGUUGUAUCUACAUAGCAGGAGGUUUUGACGGCUCAAGAACGACGAAUACGGUAGAAAGAUUUGACAUGAGAGCAUACAAGUGGGAGACACUCCCGCCAAUGAGUAUACCAAAGUCGGCGUUACGAUUGAUACGAAUUGCUGAUCAUGACGUUAUCAGGGAACUCAUCAAUUUUAAAUCCGAAGAAGUCGACUUCAAUCAAACGUCUCACAACGAACAUUUCAUCACAAACUCACAAAGGACAUAAUCAAAAUUGCGAAAAGCACAUAAUUAUAUUUCAGUAGUCUCAAGCAAAACACUAACUAUGUCUACUAACCAAAUUAAUAGGUAGGAUGUUGAGAGAAAAUAAAGGUUUAGAAAG